GCAAGAUGCCGCGCUCGUUCCUGGUGAAGAAGCACUUCUCGGCCAGCAAAAAGCCCAACUACAGCGAGCUGGAGAGCCAGGCCGUGCUGGCCGCCCCGCUGCUGUACGAGACGUGCCCGCUGCCCGUCAUCCCCCCGCCCGAGGUGCUCGGCCCCGGAGCCUACUACCCUCCGCUGGUGUGGGACGCGGGGCUGCUGUCCAGCCUGUUCCCGGGCGGCCCGGGCAGCGAGGCUGCGGGGGUCGCGGCCCCCGCCCUGGACCUGACGGCGCUCUCCAGCGAGGACGAUGAAGGCAAGAGCUCGGGGCCCCCCAGCCCGGCCUCGGCGCCCGCCGCCGCCGAGCGCUUCCGCUGUGCCCAGUGCGCCAAGGCGUACUCCACCUUCGCCGGGCUCUCCAAGCACAAGCAACUGCACUGCGAUGCCCAGGCCAGGAAAUCCUUCAGCUGCAAGUACUGUGAGAAGGAGUACGUGAGCCUGGGGGCUCUCAAGAUGCACAUCCGGAGCCACACGCUGCCCUGCGUCUGCAAGAUGUGCGGGAAGGCCUUCUCUCGGCCCUGGCUGCUGCAGGGCCACAUCCGGACGCACACUGGUGAAAAGCCCUUUUCCUGUACACACUGCAACCGGGCCUUUGCUGACCGCUCUAAUCUCCGCGCCCACCUGCAGACCCAUUCAGAUGUAAAGAAGUACCAGUGCAAAACCUGCUCCCGGACUUUCUCCCGCAUGUCGCUGCUCCACAAGCAUGAGGAGACAGGCUGCUCUGGCUCUCGCUGAGGACUCCCCACGCCUCUCUCGUCACAAAUACCCAUACCAUAACUAGUUUCUGUAGGAGUUAGUUUCCUCCAUCGCCAUUGCAGUGUACACCGGGCUGGACACUGCUCCUCUGGCCCUUGGGACCCUCACACUCCUCACUUGGUGCCUCCAGUGCAAUGCAAGAGCCCGAUCAUGAAGUUUGCUGGGUUGGAAGGGACCCGUCAGGAUCACCGAGUGUAAUUCCUGGCCCUGUGCAGGACAUCCCCAGAACCCCACCGUGUGCCUGAGAGCAUUGUCCGAACGCUUCUUGAACUCGGGCUUGGUGCUGUGACCACUUCUCCCAUCCUGGCAUCCGGGGGUGCAGGCCUGCACUCUGCCGAGCGUGUGAAACUCGGGGGCCACGGUGCUGCCCCAGCCCCUCGGCAGGCGCCCCCCUGGCCAGAGGCACUCGGCACCUCGCAGGGCUGGACCUGCACCCUCGCCCCGCGCCGGGUUUGAACACUGCGACCAUGUAGCUUGGGGGGGUUGGGGCUUUUGGGUUGGAUUUGUUGGUGUUUUUUGUUUUUGUUGGUUUUUUCUUUUUUUUUGGUUUUUUUU
This is a messenger RNA of Vidua macroura (Pin-tailed whydah), 1346 nucleotides long. It is a transcript of the gene SNAI1, whose product is annotated as snail family transcriptional repressor 1. The transcript is spliced from 3 exons. Gene Ontology annotation, biological process: regulation of DNA-templated transcription. The coding region runs from base 6 to 770 and encodes 254 amino acids. Lineage: Eukaryota; Metazoa; Chordata; Aves; Passeriformes; Viduidae. Gene Ontology annotation, molecular function: DNA-binding transcription factor activity, RNA polymerase II-specific; RNA polymerase II cis-regulatory region sequence-specific DNA binding. The record is from RefSeq and is a predicted model, not a curated record.